UACAUGAUAAAUAUAUGAGUCGCUUUUGUCACUAAGUAUUGAUGAUUGUCUCUGUUAUUAGCUUGGCUACUGUAGCUAAUCUGUCAGUUACUGUGUCUUGCUAAUGUAAACAAUAACACAGUCACGUUAGAGGUGAGCAGCAAGCUAAGGUUUAGCUAGCUACAUACAUACAGUUUCAACCAGAAAGUAAGACAUUGUUGUUGACUAUUUGCUGUUCAAAUUCAGUCCAAAAAUGGUGACUCAACAGCGUUGUUAUCAGCAGGUUGCAUGUGACAGUUUUAGGGUGUAGCUUAGCUUCCAAUGCUUUCACACCCACUGUCCUCCCUAACUUUGGAUGUGUCACUGCCGUAUUCAUGAUCCACUUGGUUUGUUCUGUUGUAUUCUUCUUUAUUUGAGGCCACUGUGAAGAUGCAUGUACUACUGCUCAAAGAGCCAAGAGAUGGAGAGUCUGGACUGGAUCCUUACAUUAAGGAGCUGGCAUCGCAUGGACACAAAGCAACCCUCAUCCCUGUGCUGUCUUUUAAGUUUGUCGCAUUAAACACCUUGUCAGAUAAGCUUUUCCAACCUGAGAAACACGGCGGUCUUAUAUUUACCAGUCCGAGAGCAGUGGAGGCCGUGAAGAUGUGUUUGGAAGCAGAAGAAAGGAGUGAAGAAUGGACCAAAUCGGUGAAAGACAAAUGGAACAAAAAGUCCAUCUAUGUGGUUGGGAAGGCAACUGCUGCAUUAGUACAAAGUCUGGGUCUGAACCCGCUGGGAGAGGACACGGGGACGGCAGAGGUCCUGUCACGUGUCAUCAUUGAACGCGAGGACACAAAUAUUCCACCGCUUUUCUUCCCCUGUGGCUCAAUCAAGAGAGAAGUCUUGCCCACGGCUUUGAGGGAAAAUGGAGUGCCCCUGGAGACGCUGACUGUCUAUCAAACAGCUGAACACCCCGAUCUGGAGAAGAAUCUAAAGAACUACUACACGGAGCAGGGCGUUCCAGCGAGCGUCGCUUUCUUCAGUCCGUCCGGAGUGAAGUUUUGCCUCGAGGUGGUGCGGAGGCUGUCGGGUGAGCAGCUCGCUCAAAUAAAGUUUGCUGCCAUAGGACCCACCACACAAGAUGCAAUGACCGCAGAAGGCCUUUGUGUUGCCUGCGCAGCAGAAAAGCCGACAGCCGAACACCUGGCAGCAGCGAUAGCUAAGGCCCUGCAGUGACCAGCCACGGGCGUUAACACUUGAAUCCACCCACUUUGUUUUGCCUUUUUGUAUAUUCUUUAUUAUACAUAAAAAAUAGGCGACAAAUCAAAGGAAGAAGCUGAACCGUUUAGCCCUACAGUGAGGGAGUCUGGUGACCUCUGGUAUGUUUGCUGGCAUAGUUUGACUGUCCUUAGUGGGAAGAACCACUGCAUCUUAUUUAUGUGACAUGGACCAUCAUCUCAGCCAGUGCUCUCCACCGCCGUCAUAAAAAUUAGGGAAUAUCUUUUGGAAGAAUGGUGUUCCAUCCCCUCAAAGGAUUCUACAAACUUGGACAAUCAAAUAUCAAGGCUGAAGCUUUACUAAGAGACUCUAUUUUCCCUUUAAUUUGUCAUUCAUGUGUCGUCACUUCUCUGUUUCUGAUCUUUUCUACCGUUGUUGGACGCAUGCUUGAGCUGUUUCGCACUGUUGCUUUUAAAAGCUGAGAAUGUCUAAAAUUACUAUUUAUUUGAAGAGAAUAUUAAGAGAGAGUCUGUAAGAGUUAAAGAGCGUGAAUGUAUUGUUUGUUUUUUUUGCCAAUAAACUUCAGUCAGUGUGGUAACGUGGAAA
This is a messenger RNA of Stegastes partitus (bicolor damselfish), 1782 nucleotides long. RefSeq names its product uroporphyrinogen III synthase (gene uros). The transcript is spliced from 9 exons. The coding region runs from base 409 to 1194 and encodes 261 amino acids. Gene Ontology annotation, biological process: uroporphyrinogen III biosynthetic process. NCBI's taxonomy places the organism in Eukaryota, Metazoa, Chordata, Actinopteri, Pomacentridae. Gene Ontology annotation, cellular component: cytosol. The record is from RefSeq and is a predicted model, not a curated record. Gene Ontology annotation, molecular function: uroporphyrinogen-III synthase activity.